UUGCUUUGUCACUUGCUCGCGGUUGUUCGCGCCGUCGUCGUCGUCGUUGCUGUCCGUUCGUCGCUUGUGUGAUUUUCUCACCCGUGCACGGGGAAAAUUGUAGUGUGCGGUUGAAGGUGUGUCGAGAUUUUUUUGACAGCGCGCUCGUGUCUCGGCAGUGUGCGGAGUAAAGUUUAAUUGCACGUUUAAUUAUUAUUUCGGUUUAAAAACGCCGCGUGUGAUUAGUGUGCCGUGUGCAUUUUUGCUGCUGUUUUCUCAACCGCAUGAGAUUCGGUGUGUGAUCGGUGUUUUCAUCCGUUAACCGGCGGUUUUGAUGCGGUCGGUGCAACUGGUGUGAGAGUGGUCCUGAGGUGCGUCAAGAAGCGUCGAAGUGCGUUUGAACGAAGAACGAGAACAAAAUUGGGAAUGAAAGAAAAUGAUCGUCGGCGAUAAACAACUGCGGGAGUGUAAUUGUAACAAUGAUGAGUGAAUGAGUGUGGCUCAUAAUAUUUGCCCUAUGGAGAUGCAGCUUUAAGCAAAGGUGGAGAGUCGUGCCUGAGAACAACAUAUAAACCCUUGCCGACGCAAGAUCAGCCCUGCAAAACAGGGAAUUAAAUAAAAUUGAAGAUCGAUUGAGCGAUCGCCGGUGUACCAGAUAAAAGCCGUCAGGACACCUCGCUCCUUGGCAGUGUGAAAAGUGUAAAAAAGGUGUGGUGUGCUUGAUCGUAAACCAAAAAAAAAAACCCGAAACAAACGUAAAGGAGAAUAAGAGAUCCCGAGAGGUCACAAGGCAUCUUCAAACAGAUCCCAAGAGUUGGGCGACGUGUGCCGGUGGAAAACCAAUUCCAAGUGUGAGCUGAUGCUGGGCAGAACCAGUGUGUGUUGCACCGUCAAGUGAGUCGUCCCCUCCAGGAAUUCGUUUGUCCUGGAAGCGGUGGAGAAAAAGUGGGCGAGAGAGUGAAUCUUUGUGGUGGUGUCCUUUUGAAUAGUUUCUCAAAGUGUGCUAAUUUCGGAAGGAGUUUUCCCUGAGUUUGUUUGUUUUGUGUAUGUGUGUGACGGGGUCUGUGCUCCGUGGUGUACCGUGAAGAAAGAAAAGCAAGCCUGUGAUCAAACCAGCUUAGGCCCCGUAAAAAAAGUAGUGACUCCUCUGGCUGGGCGCUGGGAGUUGCGGAAAACCGAGGCAAUCAAAUUGUUGAAAGAAAAAGCCAGUGUUUGUGUGCGUGUGUGUGAGACUAGCAGCGACAAGGAGCCUUUUAAUUUCGGUGUUGUAGAGGUGUGUGUUGUCGCUUCCGGUUCGUCGGACGCGGCAAGAUAGAGAGUGCGAUAGGUGACCACGCUUACAACAACGGCCUUACAAUUCAUUUCGAUAAAGUGGCCUCGAUCGGCGCCAACACGCUCAACUUUACGGACCUGGGGAGCCCUUACGAGGGCCCCCCGAGCACACCCCAGUCCGGCAUGGAUGCGCCGGAUGCGCCGCACACGCCGAAGUACAUCGACGGCGGUGCGACGGCAACCGCGCCCGGCAAAUCGGCGUUCGUCGAGCUCCAGCAGCAUGGGUACGGUGGCAUCCGGAGCGGUUAUCAGCAUUUCAGUGCACAGGGUGGGCAGGAUUCGGGCUUUCCGAGUCCACGCGGUGCCCUCGGCUAUCCGUUUCCACCGAUGCACCAGAACUCGUACUCUGGCUAUCAUUUAGGCAGUUACGCACCACCCUGCGCUAGUCCACCAAAAGAUGGUUUUUCCCCGUAUCCGCCACCACCACCCUCACCGACGACCGCGCUGCACGUGAACGCGUCCGCGCCGAACGCCGACGGUGACGCGCAUUUCCUGCUAGAUAAAUUAGAAGACACCGGUCUGCGGGUAAACGGCAAGGGCAAGAAGAUGCGAAAACCGCGCACCAUCUACAGCUCCCUGCAGCUACAGCAGCUCAACCGAAGAUUUCAGCGAACACAGUACCUAGCGCUACCGGAGCGGGCCGAGCUCGCCGCCAGCCUCGGGCUGACGCAGACACAGGUUAAGAUCUGGUUUCAAAAUCGGCGAUCCAAGUACAAGAAGAUGAUGAAAGCGGCGCAGGCACCGGGCGUUGGAGGAGGACUUCCAUUGGGUGGACCGAACCAGGGAGGCCACAGUCCGUCACAGCAUCAGAACAUGCAUCAAGCACCCGGUGGCGGAUCGAGCAGUGGUUCGCCUUCGCAUUUCCUACCUCCCGGCCACAGUCCAACGCCGUCUAGCACCCCCGUCUCGGAACUAUCACCUGGCCGCAUUCCAGGUCUUAGUCCGCCCUCGCAAGCACCCUGGGAGCAGAAACCGCCACCGCACUGGGCAGACCACAAACCGCCGCAGAUGGCACCGCAGACGAAUCACGCACCUCCGCAACCGACCCACGCACCGCAGAUGGGUGGCUACGUACCUCAGUACUGGUAUCAGCCGGAAACGAACCCGUCGCUGUUAACAGUGUGGCCCGCGGUUUAACAUAACGAGAAUGUAAAUUAUAAUUUUAACCAUCCCUAGUGCUUAAGCGACAACGGUAAGAACAUAACUCUCCUAGAUAAGGUUGGGGUUGGGCGAUAGAUAGGUGUGCGAACGGACCUAUUAUACUGCCGGCAUUGAACAAACCCUUACUAUAGAACAAUGAAAACCGAGGAAAAAAAAGUAAGCAAAUCAGAGCAGGAAACAAUUAAAACAUAAAUACAUUUAAAUUAAAAAUCCCGAGCAAGUAGAAGAAGGAAACAAGUGAAUCGCAUCCUAAGUUUUAAUCCUUGGCACCGUGAUCCGUUAAUUUUAUAUGACCUGUUUUAGGGAGGCGAAAAUCUAGCUGCUAGCACGAUUUUCUCCUCUUUUUUUUCGUGUAGUAAUAUACUUGUUGCAAAGUGGCCGGUCCAGGACACAUUUCACAACGGACUCGGCCUAAAAACUAAAACACAACACAAAACGUAAAGGGGUUCUGUAUAUUUUGCGGUUUCUGUUCCGUUCCGAUGUAACUGUUACUUUUAAUUAGCAAAGAAUUCGCGACGAAUGCUUUUAGCCCAGUGUGUGUGUGUGCGAGUGUGUGUGUGAGUGAGUGAUUUGUUUUUAAUUUGCCAACUAAACCGGGAUCAAGCUCACCAGCAUCACACGGUACAAUCGGAACAGGUUCUGUGCAAUAUUUCUUAAAGCGUGUUACAAACAAAAUGCCACGUAUCCUUUAGUAAUGUACGUGGGUCCUGGAGCUUGAACCCGCUUGAUCGGGUUUGAUAAAGUAGUGUUAAAAGUUGAUCGGUUCGGGCUGUCUGUCUUUUAAAAUUAUUACAUAAAAAAAGCAUGGAAGAGUGUCUGUUACUUAAGAUCUGUCUAGAGUUUUUUUUGGGGCUAAUUGAUGCAAGAAAAUCGAUCCUCAAGACUUUUGGCAACCAAGCAAGCUGACCACGGGAUACCGCCAUUUUGAACCUACUUAGAACAGUGAUCAGUCGCUAUUUCAACUAGCAACACCCCCCCGAAAAAACCACCACCAAGUUCAAUAUUGCUGUAAGCAUUUUAAUGUAGAGCGAAGCUUGCCAAUGAGAAAAAAGGAGGGAUAAAAAAAGCCUAAUUUGCCACAGAUCGUGCCCUGUAGACACGCGAUCUCACACCGGAAUGCCCGAAUCGAUGGCGUUUGGUUCGUGCUGGAGCCGUGGAAGAAAACGAACUUUCAACACUCGAGCUAAGCCUCUCAGUUUUGCGGCAGCGGAAUGGUAAUUUUAUUCUGCUCGCCAAAAACGCCGUCCGGGCAAUUGCCACACACGGAUAGAGUUGGGGAGUUCGUUUUCGUAAAACGCAAAACCAAAACCCGCCAAAACCCGAGAGACAAGCUUUUAUUUCACCACACGCACACACACACACAUACACACAUCGCCAGACAAACAGAUAGACAGACGAACAAAGAGAGAAAAGCUACGAAACAUGAUCGGGAAAGCUUGUGAAGUGAGAGCACAGGUGACGCUGCUGUGUCUCUGUUUUUUGUUUGUUUUAGGUUUUUGGAUAGUUUUUUUUUAGUAAGCCAAUUUUUGUACAUAGCAGAUUUAAACGCAUGUCCCUGCCAGUGGGAUAGGGGGACACGUAUACCUAUACAUAAUGCUAAACAAACACACACACACACACAACUAUAAGUAAAGCAACUUAUUGACUAACAUUUGGAGCGAUCGUGGAAAAGGCCGUUAGCAUAGAAGGACACGGUAGGGCGCCCGGAAGCGUGAAACAUGAAAGUAUUUAAUUGAAAAUGAAACAUUUUAAAACAACAAACACACGGACACACCCGAAACUAAAACUUGAUGGCGUAACAUGUAAGGUAGUGAUAUAGCGUCGUACUGUACUGCGGCAGUAGAAGCGGUGAAAUAAAGUGGAAAAGAAAACCAUUACAAAAGUAAAACGGCAGACUGUGUGCGUUUGUUCAAUGAUGAGAGAAACAAGAAUAGAAAAUGAAAAUAAAAGCAAAAAUAAAAGUCAUAAAAUCAA
Molecule: messenger RNA, 4446 nt
Organism: Anopheles stephensi (Asian malaria mosquito)
Lineage: Eukaryota; Metazoa; Arthropoda; Insecta; Diptera; Culicidae
Gene: Dll
Product: homeotic protein distal-less
Exons: 7
Coding region: 1435-2448 (337 amino acids)
Biological process (GO): regulation of transcription by RNA polymerase II
Molecular function (GO): DNA-binding transcription factor activity, RNA polymerase II-specific; RNA polymerase II cis-regulatory region sequence-specific DNA binding
Source: RefSeq, a predicted model, not a curated record